Xiphophorus hellerii (green swordtail) is the source of this 1471-nucleotide messenger RNA. It is a transcript of the gene bbs10, whose product is annotated as Bardet-Biedl syndrome 10. Gene Ontology annotation, biological process: chaperone-mediated protein complex assembly. Lineage: Eukaryota; Metazoa; Chordata; Actinopteri; Cyprinodontiformes; Poeciliidae. Gene Ontology annotation, molecular function: ATP binding; ATP-dependent protein folding chaperone. The record is from RefSeq and is a predicted model, not a curated record.
UUUCUCGUUCAUUUUGUUUAUAUUCUAUUUCUUAAAUUAAUCAGGUUAUUAUGUUAUUGUGUCAGGUUAUUAUGUAUAUUACUGUACUUUAUAAAUUUAAGGUCGCAUGUGAAGCUUUUCGGUAGCGUCAUGUGAAGAGCUAGCUUGUAAAUGCUACCGUAGUACCCGUUAGUCUUUUGUUGCUGUCGAGUUUUCAUCAUUCAUACUAAGCUGCAUUAAGUUAUUGAUGAUUUUCGAGCCAGCAGGAUAAACUACUUAAACAUUCACAACGAAACUGUGGUUAUUUGUUUUCCAUUUUCCGGUGUUAAACAGACAGUGUUUGUUUCAGAAACAACAAACCGUGUUUGUUUAAGAACGCUGUCUUAAACAAAGACCGUGUUCUCUGUCGAACUCAUCAAAAUGUUAAGCAACACAUUCCAGCGUGUAAAGAUGGUGCCACUGGAGCAACUCCACCUCAAUCACGUCUUACAGACAGUGUCUGCACUGGAGUCCGUCAUCCUUCGCAGUUUUGGACCUGAAGGAGGACAGGUGUUGUUCACUAGAGAUACAGGACAAGUGAUGAUUAGCCGAAGCGGAAAACGCAUCCUCACUGCACUACAUCUGGAUCACCCACUGGCCAGGAUGGUGGUGAGGUGCGUCUGGAAGCACAGCACAAUAACGGGUGAUGGAUCCAAAACCUUUGUUCUUCUGCUUGCAUCAUUACUGCGAAUAAUUCAUGCAACAGCCUCUAAGGAGACUCAUAUGUUUCAGUCCCAUAAUUCCACAAAAGCAGCAGAAGCUGCCACUGCCAGGCACUUGGCUGACAGACUGCUAGAAUUUGCGCUGACUGAGUUGGAUGAACUCAUUGUGCUGAAUGUGCUGCCACAUGGAUUCUGUGUUUCAUUAGAGAAUUUCACAGCGAAAACACAACAUAAUCUCAGUUUUCAAACUCUUCUGGUAUCGUUUUUUCACACACGCCUGGGCUAUGCGUAUUGUGACUUUUUCCGCAAACUCUUCUGUGAACUGCUCAGUCACUGGAAGGUAAAAGACGACCAACCCUCAUUCUCCAUUCAACUUUUAAAUAACAGCUUCCCAGCACUGCAUACCCAAGUAUCAGGCGUCCCUGUCAGCUGCUCACGUUUGAUUGAAGGGCAGGUGAUUCACAGAGACUUUGCUACGCCUUGCCCCCAAGUAAGAAAGCAGCCACUUAAAGCUGUAGUUUUCAAUGGAUACCUGCAGCCGAAAUUACUCAGCACAGGAGAUGUACUUGAGUUGCGUUGUGGAGACAAAGUGACAGAGGACAGGGGUAUUGUGCACUUUAGCUCUUGGACAGAAAGCAACACAGGCAGGGAUGUGCCUUGUGGAGUGUGUCAGUGAAGAAGAAAUUUCUCUGUUUACGCAGCUAAGUGGGGUAACACCCAUCUCAGACUGCAGGAGGAUUCAUCCAGAGCAUAUUGCAACACUGACUUUCUGUAAACCAUUACUGCUUGGA